This is a messenger RNA of Cryptomeria japonica (Japanese cedar), 723 nucleotides long. Its product is annotated as UDP-glycosyltransferase 91D2-like. The record is from RefSeq and is a predicted model, not a curated record. Lineage: Eukaryota; Viridiplantae; Streptophyta; Pinopsida; Cupressales; Cupressaceae. Bases 1 to 723 code for a protein of 240 amino acids. Gene Ontology annotation, molecular function: UDP-glycosyltransferase activity. The transcript has 2 exons.
AUGGUCGUCGAGGAGCAAUCAAAACAUCUGUUGGAAAUCCGACAAAAAUCUGCCGAUAUUUGUGGUGACAGGUGCAAAUAUAGCCAUCAUCGGAGGAGUUCACAAUAUCGUCAGACUACCAACGCCAAUGGCAUCCUUGCUCAUUCUGUGGUGGUUACGUCCUUCGGCAAUGAAUGCAUUUUGACCACCCAAGAGCUCCGUGCUCUCAUGUUGGGCUUGGAGGAAUGUAAAAAUUUUUUCCUGUGUGUUCUUCUUGGCAAUGCGGUAGCUGAGUUACACCAAGGCUUUGAGGAUCACACCCAUGGCAGAGGACUCGUCAUUGCAGAGUGGGUGCCUCAGUUGCAUAUCUUGAACCAUCCUUCCACUAGAGAAUAUCUUUCACAUUGUGGGUGGAAUUCUGUGAUUGAAGGCCUGAGGUUUGGACAACCUUUUGUUGCUCUUCCAAUCCACUAUGAGCAGGGCAUAACUGCAAGACUAAUUGAUGAAGAUUUGAAGUUAGGAGUGGAGGUGAGAAGAAAUGAGGAGGAUGGUUCUUUCACUAAGGAGGACGUAGCUAAAGCUGUAAGAGUUGUGAUGCUGGAGGAAGAAGGAAAGCGGAUCAAAUCCAAUGUUGAGGAAAUUAGUAGGGUGGUGACCAAUAAUGAUUUCCAAGUCCGUCGAACAAACUUCAGCAACUUUGUCUCUGCACUCAAGGACAAAGCCCCCAGCAAACAAACUGUUUGA